CAUUCCAUUUUCCCAAAUAUCUCACAAACAAUCUCUCUCUCUCAACAAGAGCCGUCUCAGAAGAAAAACACAACUGCGAAGAAUAUGGCGACCGAUGAUGUGAACGAGUCCCUCCCGGCGGCGGCGGAAUUACCGGCGACAGAGGCGGAGAAACAACCACACAAGCUCGAAAGAAAGUGGAGUUUCUGGUUCGAUAACCAAUCAAAGAAAGGCGUCCCCUGGGGAGCUUCUCUUCGUAAAGCCUAUACUUUCGACACCGUCGAAGAUUUUUGGGGUUUGCGAGAGACAAUAUUCCAGACUAGCAAAUUGACAGCGCAAGCUGAAAUUCACUUGUUCAAAGCUGGUGUUGAGCCAAAGUGGGAAGAUCCAGAGUGUGCUAAUGGAGGAAAGUGGACUUGGGUUGUUACUGGCAGUAACAGGAAGGAAGAUUUAGACAAGGGCUGGCUUGAAACUUUGAUGGCUUUAAUUGGAGAGCAAUUUGAUGAGGCAGAUGAGAUUUGUGGUGUGGUUGCUAGUGUCCGCCCACAGGCGAAGCAAGACAAGCUCUCCUUGUGGACUAGGACUAAAUCAAAUGAAGCUGUUCUGAUGGGUAUUGGGAAGAAGUGGAAGGAGAUACUUGAUGUCACCGACAAGAUAACUUUCAACAACCAUGAUGAUUCGAGAAGAAGCCGGUUCUCUGUCUGAAGAAACCAGUGGAGACCAGAGGAAGAUGCAAUAUGGCUUUUUUCUGAUACUGUUUGGUCGGUUUACUCCAAUAGCUGAGACCUUUAGGGACAUUCACUUUGAGGUGUAACUCUACAAAGUUUUCUGUUUCAUUAAAAUGAUUUUUUGUUU
Arabidopsis arenosa is the source of this 834-nucleotide messenger RNA. The record is from the annotation of a GenBank genome assembly. NCBI's taxonomy places the organism in Eukaryota, Viridiplantae, Streptophyta, Magnoliopsida, Brassicales, Brassicaceae.